This is a messenger RNA of Soboliphyme baturini, 875 nucleotides long. NCBI's taxonomy places the organism in Eukaryota, Metazoa, Nematoda, Enoplea, Dioctophymatida, Soboliphymatidae. The record is from the annotation of a GenBank genome assembly.
AUGAGCUGCGGCGACAAUGGCAUGAGCUGUGUUCCUGGUGGCAUGAAUUGCGAGACCAUGGACGACAGCUACCAGAAGCGACAACUCUCGCAGCGCCUCCAGACAAUAUGCACCACACCCACGGAUGGCAACAACUGCUUCCCUUUCGCCAUCAACUGUCGGUUCAGCAAAACAUUUUUUGGACUGCCCAAGAAAUGCGGCUACUGCAAGAAAAUCGUAGUCGGCAUUGGAUUUGGAUGUCAAAACUGUUCGUUCAGGUGCCACAAGCGAUGCGUGCUCAUUGGCAGAAAUCCGCCGUGUUUCAGGCCAAAGUUGUGUUCCUUGUCCCGCCUGCCGGCUGAAGAUGACGAACUUUUUGGAAAACUGUUGAAGGAAAACGAAAUUAACUCAAAUGAUGUAGACGUGUUCUUGGACUGCGUUGAAGACGACAAUUUCAUUGAAAGAAACACUUUCGACAUCGUCGGCUCUUCCAGAAGCAACUCCAAUGGUACCAGUACCACUUCUUGGUCCUCGUAUUCACCGAUGGCAACCCCGACCCCGGAACAGACAAGCCCAAAGGAAUGGCACAGAAGCGACCGCCUCAGACAUUUGGACCUCGCGAUUUGUUCACCUUUCGAAUCCUCAGGCAGAAACAAGGGAGUCAACAGCACUGAAGAAAAUAAUUGCAGUCCUCAAAGUGAAAAAGUGAUUCCUCAAAUUGGUGACUCAAAUCGUUCAGAACAUGGCGACGACACCAAACUGCGUGAUCUGGUAUUCACGUGGCCCUUACUUGACGUGGCCGGUAAGUUUUAUCGAUUUAAAAUUGAAACGAUGGUUCUAAAUUAUUUGCAUUUCAUACAUAGCGAAGUUGCUGAACGAUUAACAGAAGCUUAGAA